AGAAAACCAAACUGAAACCAUUUCAUUCCAUUUCAUCUCUUUUCCCUCGAGCAAGAAAACAUGCAAAGACUGGAGAAUACCUCUGCCAAUUUCGGCAAUCUUCUCGCCGCAGAUCGUCAAACCUUUCUCGACCAUAUAAAUUUACUGCUAUUCAAUUCGAACUACAAAAUACAAGUUGGAUUUGAUGACGGAAACUACUUUUGGUUUCCGAGCCAGUAUCGGAAUUUCCAGAUCUUUAACCAGCUUCAACAGCUCAAUGCGGGCCAAGCUAUCCAGUUUUUAGAUUUUGCGAACGCGAUAUUCGAUGAUAAGCAUUAUCGGAAAGAAUUAGAAUUUGAUGCCGCGACUGCCACUUUUACUCUGGUUGACCUUGAACCAGCCGGUCAAAUUCCUGUGAUUGUUCAGCCUGGCGGCGGCGGCGGUGGCGCCAAUCAAAUUCCGGCUAUUAUUCCUCAGCAGCCUGGAGGAGGAGGCGGCGACGGCGUCGGUCAGCCUGGCGGCGGCGGCGCCGGUCAAAUUCCUGUGAUUGUUCAGCCUGGCGGCGGCGGCGGUGGCGCCAAUCAAAUUCCGGCUAUUAUUCCUCAGCAGCCUGGAGGAGGAGGCGGCGACGGCGCCGGUCAGCCUGGCGGCGGCGGCGCGGGUCAAAUUCCUGCUGGAGGAGGAAGCGGCGGCGGCGCCGGUCAAAUUCCUGUUCCGCAGCAGCCUGGCGGAGGAAGCGGCGGCGGCGGCGGUCAGCCUGGCGGCGGCGGCGGCGUCGGUCAAAUUCCUGUUCCUCAGCAGCCUGGAGGAGGAAUCGGCGGUUCCAAUAGCGGCAGUUCCAAUCCUGCCAAUCCUGCUCCUGUCGUUCCUCAGCCGCUUCAGCCUGGAGGAGGAAAUCCUCCUCGUAUGGGUCAUGUGGCGGCUAAACUCUCUUUCGUAAAAGCAAUAGCUGAUGCUUUCCUUCACUUUACCACUGAUGUUAAUAAUCCCGUCUCUGCGCAACAACUUACUCAUUUUGUCGUGGACAGACUCACAAGUGCAGGCAUACCUUUUGAUGCGGAUAAAUUGCAUGAGCCAUUGGUAUCAACUCUCGAUCUGUUAACUGAUGAUCUCGACCAAGUUUAUGGCGGUCAGAUUAUUAAGGCGACUAACGGAUGGUACCUAGAGGUUCAUGGAAGCACGGACGAGAGGCAAUUGCAUUAA
Striga asiatica is the source of this 1182-nucleotide messenger RNA. The record is from the annotation of a GenBank genome assembly. Lineage: Eukaryota; Viridiplantae; Streptophyta; Magnoliopsida; Lamiales; Orobanchaceae.